AUGGCAGCCAUUGGAGUUCCUGUGAAUUUACUGGCGAUUAUCAUCCUGCCCCGGGGUAAAUGCGGCCUCUCCACCUCCACCACUCGUUACCUGGUGGCUAUGGCGGUGGCGGAUCUACUGGUCAUUAUCACUGAGGUAAUCCUGAGUCAAAUCAAAUAUCAUUACUUCCCACUGAGUUUCCUGGACAUCACUCCUGUGUGCGCUGUUAUCCACGUACUCCGUCGAAUAACCACAAAUUGUUCAGUCUGGUUCACCGUCACAUUCACCUUUGAUCGAUUUGUCGCCAUUUGUUGUCAGAAGCUGAAAACUAAAUAUUGCACCGGGAAAACUGCGGCUGUGGUGCAAAUAACAACCGGACUUCUUCUGUGUCUGAAAAAUAUUCCGUUUUACUUCGCAACGGAACCUGGGAAGAUUAUUGACAACCUCCCGUGGUUCUGCGGUCCCAAGCCAAGCUACUUCACUGACAAAGUCCGGCACAUAUUGGUGGCCAGUCGUGUCUGGAGGGGGCUCAGAGGUCAGAGCAAACGGGAGAACAGUAGAGACCCGGAGAUGGAGAACAGGAAAAGGUCUGUGAUUUUACUCUUCACCCUCUCUGGCAGCUUCAUCCUCUUGUGGCUGACGGUUGUCGUAGAAUUCGUCUAUUACCAGGUCAAAGGGACAGGAGAGGCCAGCAUUGGUUCCGAAAAUGUUUUGGCACAAGUUGGCUACGCGUUAGCGAACGUAAGUUGCUGCACCAACACCUUUAUCUACGCAGUGACUCAGUCCAAGUUCAGGGAGCAGGUGGACGGGCUCCGCAACAACUCAGCUCCAACUUGUCUCCACUCCGCUCGCUCCAACUUCGCCUCCGACCCCAACUUCUCACGGAGCACCUUCAGAACUCCGGCCUGCGGAGCCUGCAUGAAAGUGAUUGAUGGAAAUUACAGAAAGGCGAGGAGCAGCGGGCUUUGA
This is a messenger RNA of Mobula hypostoma (lesser devil ray), 948 nucleotides long. RefSeq names its product probable G-protein coupled receptor 139. Gene Ontology annotation, cellular component: plasma membrane. The record is from RefSeq and is a predicted model, not a curated record. The transcript is spliced from 4 exons. Gene Ontology annotation, molecular function: G protein-coupled receptor activity. Bases 1 to 948 code for a protein of 315 amino acids. Gene Ontology annotation, biological process: phospholipase C-activating G protein-coupled receptor signaling pathway. NCBI's taxonomy places the organism in Eukaryota, Metazoa, Chordata, Chondrichthyes, Myliobatiformes, Myliobatidae.